AUGCUCUCUAACUUUUUCAACAGACAUAAUUCAUUCCGGCGCCACCUGCCUCGUCAGAUGAAUGUCACCAGUGUGGACUUCAGCAUGGACGCGGUGCCUCUCCGCCAGUCCUCUACAGUGAGCUUCGGAAGAAUUAAACCUGAACUGUACAAGCAGAAGUCUGUGGACUCGGAGGAUGAGGCCAAAGGGCAUGUAGAAACCUGUGGGAAGCUCAGCUUCUCCCUCCGUUACGACUACGAGGAGCAGGCCUUGGUUGUGAGAAUCCUCAAGGCUUUAGAUCUGCCCGCCAAGGACUUCACGGGCACCUCGGACCCGUAUGUGAAGAUGUACUUGCUGCCCGACAGGAAGAAGAAGUACCAGACGAGAGUGCACCGCAAGAACCUGAACCCCACGUUUGAUGAGACCUUCUGUUUCCCCGUGGCAUACGAUGAGCUUUGCAAUCGGAAGCUGCACUUUAGCGUCUACGACUUUGACCGAUUCACGAGUCAUGACAUGAUCGGCGAGGUCGUGGUGGACAACCUCUUUGAACUCUCUGAUCUUUCAAGGGAGGCAGUAGUGUGGAAAGAUAUUCACGCAGCAACUACGGAGAGUAUCGACUUGGGAGAGAUCAUGUACUCGUUGUGCUACCUGCCCACAGCGGGGAGAAUGACCCUAACGGUCAUCAAAUGCAGAAACCUCAAAGCCAUGGACAUCACAGGCUCCUCAGACCCGUACGUGAAGGUUUACCUGGUCUGUAAUGGACGGAGGCUGAAGAAGAGAAAAACAACAAUCAAGAAAAGCACACUUAAUCCUGUAUACAACGAGGCCAUCAUCUUCGACAUCCCUCCAGAAAACGUGGAACAAGUCAGUCUGUCCAUCAUGGUGAUGGAUUAUGAUCGGUAAGUGCCUCUUCAUAUACUGCGUUGCUUUAAAGGUUUAAAAGGGA
Molecule: messenger RNA, 925 nt
Organism: Nematolebias whitei (Rio pearlfish)
Lineage: Eukaryota; Metazoa; Chordata; Actinopteri; Cyprinodontiformes; Rivulidae
Product: synaptotagmin-10-like
Exons: 3
Coding region: 1-882 (293 amino acids)
Biological process (GO): regulation of dopamine secretion; regulation of calcium ion-dependent exocytosis; calcium-ion regulated exocytosis
Cellular component (GO): membrane
Molecular function (GO): calcium ion binding; syntaxin binding; phosphatidylserine binding
Source: RefSeq, a predicted model, not a curated record